Messenger RNA from Aspergillus ruber CBS 135680, 665 nucleotides. RefSeq names its product 40S ribosomal protein eS25. The transcript has 4 exons. NCBI's taxonomy places the organism in Eukaryota, Fungi, Ascomycota, Eurotiomycetes, Eurotiales, Aspergillaceae. Bases 1 to 300 code for a protein of 99 amino acids. The record is from RefSeq and is a predicted model, not a curated record. Gene Ontology annotation, cellular component: cytosolic small ribosomal subunit. Gene Ontology annotation, molecular function: structural constituent of ribosome.
AUGGAGGCUUAUAAGGAUACCCCCAGUGCCAGCGCCCCCCAAAAGAAAAAGUGGUCCAAGGGCAAGGUUAAGGACAAGGCCCAGCACGCCGUCGUCCUUGAGAAGUCUACCGCUGAGAAGCUCAACAAGGAUGUCCAGUCCUACCGUCUCAUCACUGUCGCCACCCUUGUCGACCGUCUCAAGAUCAACGGUAGCUUGGCCCGCCAGGCUCUGGCUGAUCUCGAGGAGAGGGGAGUGAUCAAGAAGGUCGUCGGCCACCACGACCUCGGCAUCUACACCCGCGCCGUCGCCGCCGAGUAAACGUUUUCCUUCCGAUAAUUUUCUCGCGGUUUCUUGUUUUCCUUUACGAAUGAUAUCUCCAUGAAAAGUUCGGGAAUUCUGGCUGGGCGAAUGAUGUAUAGUGGUUCGAUGAUUUUCGGAGUGAACGAAUAGUCGCGCUAUUGGCCGUGUCAAGUAACGGACUAAACGCAAUUCAUCCCUUCAAUUCAUUGUUCUUUCCGUAAUAAGACGAUUGAUUUUAUAUGGAGCUGGGCUGGGGAUGGAUUAUUCGCAUUCUGUGCGUGAAGUAUCAAACGGAAGCCCUCUACAUCGUUCUAGAAUCACAUCGUGAAUAUUAUUCGCAAAUUUUAAACAUGCAAUAUACAUUCAACGCCAACUCCCUAGGC